Messenger RNA from Aspergillus costaricaensis CBS 115574, 1550 nucleotides. RefSeq names its product putative nucleoside hydrolase. Lineage: Eukaryota; Fungi; Ascomycota; Eurotiomycetes; Eurotiales; Aspergillaceae. Gene Ontology annotation, biological process: purine nucleoside catabolic process. The record is from RefSeq and is a predicted model, not a curated record. Bases 98 to 1363 code for a protein of 421 amino acids. Gene Ontology annotation, cellular component: cytosol. The transcript is spliced from 6 exons. Gene Ontology annotation, molecular function: purine nucleosidase activity.
CAAAUUCUCCAGCAAAAACCAACUCGGUUUGUACCACAAAAACAAUAUACUUUGAUUGGAUAGUGGCAAAUUCGGCACGCAAGCUGAAGCUGUAGCAAUGGCACCGAAAAAGAUCAUCAUCGAUACCGAUCCCGGUAUUGAUGACAUUCUUGCCCUACUUUUGGCAUUUUCUGCCGAGCCUGAGGAUGUUCAGGUUUUGCUAAUCUCGCUUACUUUUGGUAACAUCGAGGUGAAAAGCUGCCUGCGCAAUGUUGUCUCCAUGUUCCACAUCCUGGAGCGGGAGAUGAAAUGGCGUCGAGAGCAAGGUCGGCCAGAAGGUUUUGGUACUCUUCGCGCUUCUCCUCCAAUCGUUGCUGUGGGUGCAGAGGAUCCUUUGGAGGACCAAAAGAUGCUUGCAGAUUACUUCCACGGUACGGACGGCUUGGGGGGUAUUCAUGCCAGUCAUCCCCACCUCACCCCCAAAGAAGCUUGGGAGCAUCUCUUCGACCCUUCCUCUGAUUCCCGCGAGAUCAAACCUGUCCCAGAGGGAGAUCCGGCUCAUCGCUCAUUCAUUCCUUCCAAGCGUCCCGCACACGAGGAGAUUCUCCGUGUCUUGAGGGAGAAUGAUCCUGGCACCGUCACUCUCGUGGCAGUCGGUCCCCUUACUAAUCUUGCAUUGGCAUCUGCUGCUGACCCGGAAACUUUCCUCCGCGUCAAAGAGGUAGUGGUGAUGGGAGGAGCAAUCAACAAACCUGGAAACGUUACCCCAGCUGCAGAGUUCAACGCAUACGCUGACGCUGUUGCGGCAGCAAGAGUCUAUGCUCUCACGUCCCCAUCCCCCAGAAGUACUCUGCCGCCCGCAACGAGUCUCCCCGAAUAUCCUCCGAGCCUUAGCAAACAGCUCACUCUUCGCACAUUUCCCCUCGAUAUUACGCUGAGACAUGGUGUGACGCAAGGCCAGUUCCGGCAAAUAAUCACGCCGCUUCUGGAGAGUGGAUCGCCUUUGGCUGAAUGGGUGUCUGCCUUUAUGGCUCAUACCUUCCGUACACUUGAGAGACUGCAUCCGGGGCACGUGGGCGAUGCCGCGGACCUUAGUCUGCACGACCCCGUAUGUGUCUGGUAUGCUAUGACCGCAGAAGAUGACGGAUGGAAACCUUCAGCGACGUCACCAGAAGACAUUCGCAUUGAAACUACUGGUCAGUGGACGCGGGGCUUGUGCGUUGUCGACCGACGGAACCGGCACCGCAUCGAGGCCGAUGAGGAGAGCGCAAGUGAUCACGGCCUGUGGUUAAGCCUGAGGGCUGGUAACCGCGUGUGGAGAAUGGAUGGCUCUCCGGUGGAAGACACCUUUGGUGAGGUGCUUCUUCAGAGACUGUUCACUUGAGGUAGUGCCGAGUAGACUAGGACUGCACCACCCAGCCACCACUGGGGUGCAUUGGGAAUAGGCAAUCUGUCAGCUUCCGGUCCCGUCAAUGUCCGAUUACUAUCAUAUCAGUCAAGCGGAAAUAUAUCCUGUUACUAGCAUUAGUCUGUUGGAAUUCAAAGCUGUUGGGGUGUAAGCCAACGUGACG